Molecule: messenger RNA, 639 nt
Organism: Pleurotus ostreatus (oyster mushroom)
Lineage: Eukaryota; Fungi; Basidiomycota; Agaricomycetes; Agaricales; Pleurotaceae
Exons: 2
Coding region: 1-639 (212 amino acids)
Source: RefSeq, a predicted model, not a curated record
AUGUUCGAAUACACGGAGAUGUCCAUUUCCCCUCCUUCAGAACUCGUCUGGGACACGUUCUGCGAGAUGCUGAAACUUAGUGGGCUUGCAUCGCAGCAGAAAUCUUUAUUCUCGGUUGGCAUCAACGCGCCCAACCUCUACCCCUCGUCCUCUUUCUUCCAUGAUGUCCCAACGCUUUUGGGCCAGUCUCGCCUGGGAGAGCUCAUCCAGCGAGAAGGAUUUUUGCAAAUUAUCGUGCACAACCUUGUCUUCACUUUCCCUGUCUCCGACUCCCCAGAAUUCCAUCGUUUCCGCCACGCCUGCAACACAUACCAGCGCUUCUUUCACCCUCCCUCUGUACUCCAGCCUGCCGCUGAUCUGCCCAUUGCUGGCGAAGGUCAAGAAUUGCUGGGUAGGGUACUGGUGAAGGUCGAGCCUGGAGUUUAUUACGAGGGGACGCUCCAUCAUACGGGUCCUCACUUUGAGUGUGGCUGCUUCGCCUUGGUACCUUGCAACCUCUCCAUUGGGUCUUCCAACUCCAUUGGGAGCGCCACGCCACUGCGUAACACUCCAUGCUACGCACUUUCUUCCUCUAACACAAAUAUCUUCUAUCUUAAUCCCGAUCGUUCUGUCACAGUUUCUGAAGACCAGAGGAUGUAG